This is a messenger RNA of Hibiscus syriacus, 694 nucleotides long. RefSeq names its product nitrate regulatory gene2 protein-like. The coding region runs from base 100 to 678 and encodes 192 amino acids. Lineage: Eukaryota; Viridiplantae; Streptophyta; Magnoliopsida; Malvales; Malvaceae. The record is from RefSeq and is a predicted model, not a curated record. The transcript has a single exon.
UCCCGACCCGUUUGAAAACCAAUAAGAAUCGAACCACCGUUUCCGGUUCGGUGUUCAUUAUCCGAGUCGGUGGGAACCGAAAAGUUUAACAAUUUUUUAAUGGGUUGCGCUCAGUCCAGAAUAGACAACGAAGAAUCGGUGGCUCGUUGCAAGGACCGCAAAUGCUUAAUGAAAGAAGCGGUUGUAGCUCGCAACGCCUUUGCAGCUGCUCAUUCUGGUUACGCCAUUUCCUUGAAGAACACUGGAGCUGCCUUGAGUGACUAUGGCCAUGGAGAAGCUGAAGUGCCUCUACUAAACCCUCAACAGAUCCCUGCUCCUCUUGACUCUACUCCUCCACCGCCUCCGAUGAUGGACAAUCUCCCUCCACCGCCACCGCUUCCUAACUUCUCCCCUAGCCCCGUCCCCAUCAAACGCACCGUUAGUAUGCUCGCAAUGCCCGUUAAGAGUCGCAAGGAGUUUGAUGCUUCCCUCGCUAUUGAAGAAGAAGAGGAGGAGGAAGAAAAUGAUGAUGAUGAUGAAGAAGAACAUCACGAGGGAAAUGAUAAUAAUAAUACUAAGGAAGAUUUGAGAAAAGAUUCAAGAGGAUCCCGUCGGGAAGAGAUAACUCCCACAAGGACUCCUGAGAACAACAAUAUCGACCACCGCCCGCCGCUUGGAUUUGGACGAUGGAAAUAUUGAAGCUGCUGGUACAAAU